AUGCCUAUCUCAGGGAACACGUUCGCUGGCGCACGGAAACCAGGCUCUCUCUCCGACUGCCGUCUUUCGUUCGUUCAUACUCUCAGAGCAGGCAUGCGCUCUAUACUUCCACUCCUUUUCAUCGCUCCUUUUGCUCGUGCGCAUAUCGCGGCAUGGGUAAAGGGAAUGUACUGUCUCAAUGGUACAAGCGGAACAGACAACCAGAAUACAAAUGAUGCGGUCAAUCCCCUGUACAAUCUGACCAAGAGUGAUUGGUGGAUGCACCACAACAAUAAAUGUGACCAAUUUCCUCCCGCUCCCGGCGACAUCCUCGACAUACCCAGUGGAGGAAACUUCACAGUAGAACUUGCCGAAAACCGCGCGUUUACGACAUUGAGUUACGGAGGUAGAUUCGUGACUCCCUGGGGUGAUGGCAAGAAUCAUCCCGAUACAUACUCUAUCACGAAUUUGGGUGAUCAACCUAACCCCUCUAACUCUGGCUGCCUUCCGAGUCCCAACUUGCAUACCCAAAAUGAGACCAUGGCGGCGGGGACAGCUUUUGCCAUAUCCUAUCAGAGUGAGCUUGCAAAGGUCACGCUUGAGAAUUUGGUCGUUUUCACCGUCUUAUACCACACGCCAUUCAAGCGUCUUGCGACAUAUAGUGUUCCAGCAGGAAUGCCUAGCUGCCCUCCCGAGGGCUGCAUCUGCACCUGGCUUUGGGUGCCCAAUCAUUGCGGUCAGCCAAACAUUUACAUGCACCCAUACCGGUGCAAGGUCUCAGGCGCGACUGGAACGAGGCAACUUGCUACUGCUCAGCCCCCUGUCUGGUGUGAAGAUGACGAGACCAAGUGUGUGAAGGGCGCAAAGCAAAUGAUUGCCUGGAACCAGCUAGACGGAAACAAUGUCGUCUUAACAGGGACCCAGAAGGAUGGCGAUUGGAAAUCACCUGCAUACAAUAUGAAGAUGGGAUUCCGCAAUGGCGCACAGACCGACAUCUUCAAGCCAGAGACCACGACCGUCCCAACACUGACCCCGACACCGACAACGUCCAAAGCAGUGAAAACGGCACUUGGAUGUGUUUCUAUGACUCCAGUUACGCUGGCCAAAAAACAUACCAAUCGACGCCGUGGCCACUAA
Messenger RNA from Serendipita indica DSM 11827, 1116 nucleotides. Lineage: Eukaryota; Fungi; Basidiomycota; Agaricomycetes; Sebacinales; Serendipitaceae. The record is from the annotation of a GenBank genome assembly.